Messenger RNA from Exaiptasia diaphana, 6512 nucleotides. RefSeq lists its product as uncharacterized. Bases 480 to 6029 code for a protein of 1849 amino acids. Gene Ontology annotation, molecular function: calcium channel activity; nucleic acid binding; protein binding. The record is from RefSeq and is a predicted model, not a curated record. The transcript has 8 exons. Gene Ontology annotation, biological process: detection of mechanical stimulus. Gene Ontology annotation, cellular component: membrane. Lineage: Eukaryota; Metazoa; Cnidaria; Anthozoa; Actiniaria; Aiptasiidae.
AUAAUUCGUGUGGAAUUGGAGGUAUCCCUUAAUCACACAAGCUCAAGCACUGAACUUGAUGAGAAUCGAUUCAAGAACUUUGUUGACAUUUUGCGGCAAGCCGCUGAUGAAACUGUCAUUUCCUGGAGGAAGAGCUCAACCACAAACCAUACAAGUGAAAAUACCAAUUGGUACUUCCAAGUGAAACUACUAAGACUUCAAGAGAUAAGGACAGAGUCUGAGCAAUUCUGAAGAAGAAUCUGUUGGGAAACUUACGCAAGAACAACUAGUGCGCAAUUUCGCACAACUACAUGAGCUCACGAAAGGGAAUGUUUCUCAAGUAUAAGCAUCUUCCUGAAAACUUCAUUCUCAUGGCUGGCAAAGAGUUCCUAAAUUCAUACGUCCAAAGAAGUUCAUCGAGCUACAGAAUGCCUUUCGUGAAGUGCUAAAAACAAGAAACAACAUUCUCCAAGAUUAUAACGUCUUUAGCAAAUGUGUGCAUGUAUGUACAACAGAAUUCAACCACAGAGGUGACACCACAGUCCAACGACUCAGCGGUCGUAGUUAAUAAUAUUGARCAUGCGUCAAUGAAUUACCCAGUGUUAUGUGCGGUAUUUGGAAUACUAGGACUGUAUGGUUUGGGGUUCCUGUGGAUCAGGAGAGUUCGCUCAAAAGAGCAAGUCAAGAUCGGAGCCACUGUCAUCCCACAUCGMUCYUACCACCGGAAACCACACCAUUAUUUACUCUUAUUCUACACCGGMAGUGGACGUCACGCGGGAACCACAGCCAACGUCUACUGCGUCAUCCACAGCAAACAGAAGAAGACCAAUCCCAUAGUGCUACGCGAUCCUGAGCGAUUGCUCUUCCAAUCAGGGACCAUUACGUCAUUCUUAGUAACUCUCAACCAAUCACUGGAUCAAAUCACCAAGCUGCAUCUAUGGCACGACAUCAGCGGUCCCAACCCCUCGUGGUUUCUCGAACGAGUCGUCGUGUGCCAUCUGAAUUUUGGGGCUUCKUGGUUUUUYGAAGCAAACCGCUGGCUUGAUGUYUCGGGUGGGGAAAUAGUGGAAUGCACCCUGGAGGCCCUGCCUAGAUCCACUUACCUAAACCGAAAGACUCUAUUUGAUAAAACCUUUGCAGRAAGCUUUAAGAAUAGGCAUAUAUGGUUUUCACCAUACCUYCUUCRAUGCAGAACUACUUUCACGAGAAUCGAGAGGCUAGCAACGUGUUUAUCGGUUACUAUGACAACUAUUGUCAUAGCUACAAUUGUUAUAAAUUCCACACUUGACGGAGAUCCACUUCCGAACGGUGCUAUUAAGAUGGGCCCACUAGAGUUUCGCGUCAGCAACAUAUUGUGGGGUGYUAUAAGCAGUAUUGUGCCGUUYUCUUUACGACUUAUAUUAGAAAUGUUCUUUACUUAUUCUGAAAAAGAGAACAACUUGGMAGCAGACGAAAAUGACGUACAAGGWUACAUUGACGACUGUUUGAGAAAAGCUCACCAAAUAACAAUCCUUGAAGGACARUCAAACCUCUCAKGUCAUAGUGACAACAACCUUGGCUCRAAAACUCUACAGGACGAAAUYGGUCCAAUGGAAUUGCAAAGCGUACUUAGCUCAGAAAGGGAAUACUUCUUCGACAACGAUGAAUCUCUUUGUGAUGUAUCGUUACGAGAAGUAGGACUUGACUUCAGUGACAGUAACARUUCUUUAAUAACAUCACCGAUGGGAUCUUUCCGRGAAAAUGAAGAUGUAARCAAUGCCGCACAWAUCGUUGAUAAAGAAAGAAGGCAAGACGAAGAUGCCACAAAUGACCACGAAAAAAUGACAAUACACGAAGACACAUUAAAUGUACAUGAGAAAGGCGAMAACAAACAAAACGGUGAAGAAGUCUCACGCGAAAAUGAAAGCCAUGAACAUAAACUGUACAUAAAUGAAGGUUUCCCAAGUGGAGAAUGCCUGAAUGGGAUAUGUUUGAAUGACAAUGAACAACUUGCUGGGGAAGUUAUGGUAGGCAACGGUACAUGCAUACAAGAAACAAGGGAUGAUUUUGAAAAUGAAAUUGAAAACGUGUCAAUUCAAAAUGGCCCUCACGAAGAAAACAAAGAGACGCACCUCAAUUUUAAAUACACCAGCACUCUGACUAACACAGAUAAGGUCCCCAAACUAUGGAAAAUGCUGCCAUUACCAGAUUUCCUGAUUGAUCCGACCUCAGUCAAAAUACGCAAUGACAAAAACACGYUCAGACUUMAACGYAGRWACUUUCUCAUCGCUGUGUCAAUCUGCGUAUUAAUGACACUCAUUUCAACAAUAGUCUCCAUACGCUACGGAUUCUUCUGGUCAACAAACACGACAAUUUCGUGGCUCAUAACAAUCGCACUAGCACUGUUCUUCCAAGUGUUCGUGGCRGAAUCUUUCCUCGUUUUCYUUCAAUCUGUGUAUUUUGCUGUCAUUUUACAAAGGCCUACUGAAGAAAACGAYGUCAUCAACGAACAAAAAAACAAAAUUUGGUGCAAGGAAGAAGAUGACGUAAGAUAUUACGUGGAUGAYUUAGACGACAAAACCUCUCCCAUUCCCAGUCCGCCGRCGGAGGAGGAAGUGAAAAACGCGCGCGAAAAAGCAGGACAGGAUCGUCAACUUGAGGAAGUUCUGGUAAUGGUGGCGUUUAAUGUGUUGUUUUUGAUUCAGUUGGUWAUUAUAGGAUUUGGGAAUCGUGACGUAGAGAGCUAUCCCAUGAGAUUAGUGGUAGAGGGAAAUUUUAACAUCCCAAAAUUCAAUUUGAUUAAUAAUUCCAAACAAUUCUGGAACUGGACGAAAACCGAUCUAGUAGCUGGACUUUACUACGAAGGGAAGUUCAAAAAGAAAAACUCGAGACAGACUAGAGAUGGUUAUGGCACAUUACUGGGUGUUCCAAUACUGAGACAGCAGCGCAUCAAACCUCACGCAAGGCCCAGGAUUGGUUCUUAUGAGCCGGGAGGAUACAUAGCGUCGCUAGGAUACAACAAAACCACGGCGUCCAAAAUGCUGGAUGACUUGGAGAGGUUGGGUUGGAUUGAUCGGUUCACACGCGUUGUUUUUAUCGAAUAUGCAUUUUACAAYGGCAACAACAACAUGUUAAGUACAGUCCUCAGUUCUGUCGAGUUUACRGCGUUUGGAGGAGGUUUUCCUCGUUUCGAUACCUUCUCGUUUCGCUUGUAUCGUUAUUUUACAACCUCACAGCUUGCUUACCUAGUUUGCGAGAUUAUUUUCGUCGUUUUUAUUGCCAAACUCAUGUAUAAAGUUUUCUAUGACAUUUACGAGCAAAGACUCGAUUACUUCAYAUCAUUUUGGAACUGGACCGACUUUAUACUCAUCCUCUCAUCGCUGAUCACGAUUGGUCUUUACGGCGCACGCGCUGUUCAGCUCCAAAWGGGGAUCUCUGCGAUCGCACAAAAUCCCGAAGCGUUCUUCAGUUUCUAUACCAUAAGCCUCUACGACAAUCUCGUGGCCUACAUGUCCUGCYUAGUCGUCCUAGUCCCCGUCAUCCAGUUCCUCAAGUUYAUGAAAUUCAAUCGCAGCUUUAUGAUCUUUGAUAAAACAUUGAAGAUCAUCCUUCCUGAYAUUGCGGGUUUUGCGCUGGUUUUCCUUAUAAGCUUAGUCGCCUUUGCGUAUUGGGCGUACGACAUGCUAAGACUAGACCUAGAAGCCUAUAGUAAYUUCCCCGAUGCCUUCAACAGUAUUCUUUCGAUGCUAUUGGGGAAGUUCAGCUUUAGAGUGUUUUCCCCAGGCUCCACGCAAGAAUACGGUCCGCUGUUCACUUACGCCUUCACAGUGUGCAAUGUCUUCUUUAUUAUGACCAUCAUCCUCUGUAUUAUAACUCUCGGAUUCACCACAGCCAAAGAACAAGAAUCCACGAGUAGAUUUGAAAUCAUCAAGUUCAUUGUUACUCGUGUUAAGGGUACGUUAGGAUUAAAUCCCCCWUAUAUCCCCCCUAAGCCGGUUAUCAAGACCAUACCCGUAGACUACGCCCUUCUACAGCUGCAAAUGAACACUAGAUACGUUCUAGGCAGCCAAAUGACUCGCAUAGCGAGAUUUGCUAAUACAGUUUACAGUGAGGAGACGAUCGAUGACUUUGAAUACAUAGCGAGAAUCUUAGGCAUGCCAAAUUGCUUGAAACCAGACGACAAAGUUGUGCAAAUUGCAUGCUUGAAGAUCGAUAAAAAUGGCGACAAGACGGCAUGGAUGAGGUUCGUCAAUCCAAACAUGGACAGCCAACGACARCAAGAAGCAUAUCGYAUCCACAASAUCUCUCCARAGUUCCUMAGCACMAAACCMACRUUCGAGGACGUCUMCRGCAGYUURYUAGSMUUUCUACAAGACGUGGAUGUGAUCGCGUGYCACAAUGCCUUGUUUGACUGGUCGAUGUUAAGUUAUGAGUUUAAACGAAUCGAUGCUUCCAAAGCUGAUGAUUUUGAAAAGAAAUUUCAAUGGCUGGACACCUGGCGCUUAGCAGUUUUGUUCAUGCCCAGUCUGUCCUCUCAUAGCAUGAAAGCGUUAAAAUCGUUUUUCAACAUUUAUCAUACAGAUKCAAGUAUAUCCAAUGCAGUUGACUGUGGAGGAGACUCAUGGAGACAGGGCGACCAUGAUGCAAUGUAUGACGUAUUCACAACAUWUGAAGUCUUGAAGCGAUGCAUGGGUACAAUGGACUUCAGUGAGCUGCUCAAGAAAUAUCCCAAAGCACUUCUAGAUACAAGUCUUUUCGUUGACAUCCAAAGGCUUAGAGAUGAGAACAAAACAACUGAUGAAGACCUCAGGCCCUUAGCAUUCAGAGCAAAGAAAUAUUACACAGCAGUACGUCCAAAGGGAGGAGUGCUUGGUGAUCUUUCUAAAGACUUCCUUAGAAGAAUGACAAGGUAUCAUAGAGAUGAUGACAGAACAGAUAGGAGGGUUGUACUGAUMUAUGAAGCCGCCCUCCUGGAUCCUGUCCCUGACCCAGAAAAAGAGUUGGCUCCACCCAAAGAGGCUCACAAUGAGAUAGAUGUAAGUCCUUGCAAAAACCAGUUGGARCGACAACAUKUAGAUGAUAGGGAUGUGGCAAAUCCAAAUCUACACAAAGUAUUAGCAAAUCAACAGUCCCCAAACAUUACAACAGUUCAUAAUAUACAGUCAGAAACAGCACACACUAAGGAAGAAAACAUUACCAGAGAAGUAAAAAAAGAAAUAUUCCCAGAGGAGACACUGACAAAAGAAGAAGAAAUCAUUUCAAAGACUAAUCCCAAUGAUUAUACUGAUAGUGGUAAUGAUAUUGUGAAUGUCAGAGAUUCUCAAGAAAUUGAUGGCAAAGAGAAAGGCAUUUUGGACAUUGAAGAGGAAUCUUCAUCAUCACCAAAGAAAAUAAAAUAUGUAACAACUUUUUGGAUMAUUUUCUUUGGUUUAAAGCAAGAAUUGUACUUUCUGUACUUCACAAUGGCUUCAAUUCGUGCAUUAAUUUGUUUGUCGUCUUUCAACCGGCGAGUUUUGGCUAUGAAAACAUGGCGUUUUACAACAAUUGUUCGGCACAAAUCAGCCAUUUCUUGCUUCACAAGACAUUCAAGAUGCAUAACGUUAUUAAAAUCACAAAGUUUUCCUAAUCGCUAUGUACAUGACGAUAAAGGUAAAGUGGACUCGCAAGAGUACAACGAUAAACUUCGUGGUGGUGAAGAAGGGGCAGAUAGCAAAAACCAAGAGCAAGAAAAACAACUGACACAAGUUCAAAGACUGAGGAAAAUCUUUGCAGAAUAUGGCUCCACAGCUAUUGCUUUUCAUGUCACUAUAUCACUUACAUCUCUUGGUAUUUGUUACACUGCUGUACAAAGUGGCUUGGAUGUACCUUUGAUGUUACAGAAAAUAGGCAUCAGUAAAGGGAUUACAGACUCGGCCGUAACAACUGGAGCCAGUACAUUUGUCAUUGCUUAUGCCUGCCAUAAAGUUUUUGCACCUUUGAGGAUGUUUCUGACCAUCACCUGCACCCCCCUGAUUGUCAGAAGACUUCGCACAAUGGGAAUUCUCAAAGCACCAAUAAAGCAAAGCCAAUAGACAAUAUGUGUGAAAGACUGUAAACUUUAGACUCAUUGCUCAAUCUAGACAAAACUAGUUAAAACCAAAGAAGCAAAAUCAGUCAACAUGUUUGCUUAGCUCAAGUACAGCAAUUGCCAAGAAAUGUCAAAAUCAUAACUUUUUUCACCAACAAAUAUUAGACAAAUAAGCUCUAAAGGAACUAUCUUUUUGGUUGUCUGAUUCUGUGUCAAACCACAGGAUUGUUGUUUUAACUGUGAAAAGGGCUACAUAUCAUGGCUGUUUGCAUGGAAAUGCCCCUCCUAAAGAGCAAUACCACCAAAACAGCCAUCCCAAAAGUUCACUGUUUGAAAUCUUUUCUAAAGACAGGGUAUGAAGUGAACUAUCUGGAUACUAUUUUGGAGGCUAAUUAAUAUUGAUCAGAAAACAGAAACUAAAAGGGUCAUAUUUACAAAAUUUCAUUUAUUUCAAAAUGAAGUAACAAAUAAAUCUAUUGCUUAACAA